Molecule: messenger RNA, 2461 nt
Organism: Biomphalaria glabrata
Lineage: Eukaryota; Metazoa; Mollusca; Gastropoda; Planorbidae
Product: actin maturation protease-like
Exons: 7
Coding region: 289-1236 (315 amino acids)
Source: RefSeq, a predicted model, not a curated record
CUGGGCAUUGCUAGCAAGUUUCUUUACUUUGUGUUCUGUUGUAACAGAUAAAUAAAUAAAAUACUGUAGACACUAAUUAAUAAUAACAAUAAUAAUAACAGACUUUGUGUUUAUACAAGUAGACAUAGAAGACUAUCUUUUUUACUACGUCACAUAUCCUACUUUCUCACAAAACAUUCACAACAAACAAUGACGCAAUAUACACAUAAUGUGCACUAUUAAAGGGAACGAUUUGCUUCACAUUUGAUUGAAAAUUGUUAUUUUGGACAACUGUUUAAUAGAAAAAAAAUGUCUUUGAAUAUGAUUCCAGUAGCACCACCCAUUCCAUUGACACUAGAGACCAGCAAUGCUUCAAAUGUUCAAGAAUCUUUACAGACAUCAGAAACUUUCACCAACCUUAGAGAACAAAUAAGUUUAAGAUGUGGCACUCUUUUGGAAGAAACAUCAACCCAAGAUGUUGAAAGCAGAAAAGCAUACCAAUAUUGUUUACAAAUUUUUGGUGUUGAGAAGACUGAAAAGUGUAGAUUGAUAUCAAGUUACUUACCAGUUACUCCUGUCUUACAGAAUGGACCCAGGUGUGGUCUUGUAGCCCUGGCUAUGGCUUCGACGUUGACCAAUAAUCAACCAGUCAUCACAGAAGACAUUUUCAAAGAAGCUCAAACAAGAGGCUACAGUAAACAAGGAGAAAUGUUUAUGGCCAAAGAUCUUCAGGCAUUAGCUGCCUCAUUUCUUAAGUGUCCUGUGCACCACUGCCUUGUGGAUAGCAAAGACUUGUUUAGUAACCUCCUAAAACAUAAUCUUAUAUUGAUUCCCUAUGAUGCUGAUAAAAACUUCAGUCCCUGCAGCAAAAAAGGUCACAAAUCUCAUUGGGCAUUACUUACAGGUUUUUUUGCAAUGUUAGAAGCCAACAAAGUGACUGAUCAGUUAACAUCUGAGUGUGUGAGAGAUGAUGAAAUCCACAACCUUCACUAUUGGCCCCACACAGCAUCCCAAGCUCUCUGUGAAGAGACAGUUCAAUUACUGCAGGAGAACUUGGAAAGUUUGUAUGUGUUUGGCCAUCAGGGGAAAAGCAGAUAUGUUGGACUUUGGUCACUUCCAAGGCUGAUUGAAAGCAACUCCAACUUGACAGAGGCAGGGCAGAUGAGGCCCAGUGGAGAAUAUGUGAUACCUGAUGGUGACAUAGAACAAGGAUUGAGGGGGCAGAUGAUAGUCAUCAACAGAAAUCAAGACACUUGACCUCGCACUGUCUUUAGCUCCAUUUGUUAAUAAGACACCCCAUCUUAAGUCAGAUCGUUAGCGUCAGUUAUUUUUUUACCAGCUACUAUCUCCUGCCAGUUUUCUUGUGCCUUUUUCUUCCAGUGACAUAACAUGUGUUUGUGCCAUCCCUACUCCUUUACUAAACACUACAUCCUGUGAUAAACUUCCCCUGUGAUAUACUGAAUGCAAUUUGAUCAGGAAGUUCUGUAAACAUGAAUUCUGUUGUUGUUGUUUUUUUUUACGUUCCUGUUGCAUACUUUGUGCACAGUUUUAACAGGUUUGUUAUUUAUUAUUUUCAUGUUAACUUUACUGAUGAGAAAAAACUAAUGUUAAGAGUGAUCCUAGAGAGAGUGCAACUAUUGAAUGUAUAUAAACAUUUGAAGGUCUGGCUAUCUAGUUAUAUUCUUGUAAGCUUUCUCAUUUUUAGCAUGCAGAAUGUGUAUUGAAAUAUUUAUUGAUGUACAUUUUAAUUUUUACUUAUGAUGAUAUGUAAUUGUUUUAUUGUAUAUUAUAUUUUAUUAAGAACUAUACCAAAAGGUCAUUUUACAACUGCAUUUUACUGAAAAUAUGCUUGGUCAAUGAAUGUGAAGAUUAUAGAACAUUGGAUCUAAUCACUCAGCUAAAGACAUUUUUCUCUACAAAAACAAAUUACAAUCAAGAAAUAGCUUCAAGUUCACACUGAGAUUCACCUUUCUUGUUUUCUGGUGUCACUAUUAUGACUCUUUACUAUUUUUACCUAUUUAGACGAGUAUUGAACCCUUUGAUAUAAUUAAAAUACUUUGUUGUUUCUCACCCGUUACACAAGUGGAUUUAGGAUCAACUGUAAUCUUAGAUAGGUCACAUCAACACCAAUAACAGUAAACACAGGUGUACCUCUAGGAAUAGUCUGAGGCCCAUGAUUGUUUCUAAUUUACAUAAAAUACCCAUAGAAUUGUGUUCGUUCAGGAACAAAAGUUGGACUACUUCCUUAUGAUAGCCUAAUAUUUAGAACUAUGAAAAUAACUCUGCUUUCUACUGAAAUUUUAGAAACUUAAAAAGAGAAAUGUUGUUUCACCAUGAAAUGACAUCAUUACCUUUUCAAAUUUAGUGCUUUUCAAAUUUAGUGCUGUGUUUUUGUUUUGGGAUGGACGAACUAUAUAGAUUAUUUUUUCUAUACAAAAUGCAAUGUACAAUAUUUGUAAUACAUCAUUUAGAAAUUGUUGAA